CAUCUCUGUUCGCAAAGAUCAAUUGAAUCAAUUAAAACCACCCAAACAUGUCGCCAAAGGUCUUUUUCGUCACAGGAACAUCCACCGGCUUCGGUGCCGAGUACGUCAAGAAGAUCAUCGCAGAGGGCGACCACGCAAUCGCUACUGCCCGUAACUCCUCCAAGCUUGAGAAACCUGAGGGCGCGACAGACAAGAACUACCUUGCCGUUGAUCUUGAUGUUACCAAGAAGGACUCCAUCGAUGCUGCGUUCAAGAAGGCCAUUGAGAAGUUUGGUCGUCUUGAUGUUGUCGUCAACAAUGCCGGUUAUGGUCUCGCCGGUGAAUUCGAGAGCUUGAGCGACGACCAGAUCCGCAAGCAGAUGGAAGUCAAUUUCUUCGGCCUCAUCGACGUAACCCGCAAAGCCCUCGAAAGCAUGCGCGAACAAUCUCCCCAAGGCGGUGUGAUCCAACAAGUAACCUCCAUCGGCGGCCAACGCGGCGUUCCCUUCUUCUCCAUCUACUGCGCCUCCAAAUGGGCAGUAGAAGGCUACACCGAAGCCCUGUCCAAGGAACUGAAACCCGAAUGGGGCAUCAAGCUCACCUGCAUCGAGCCCGGCGGUUUCCGCACAGAUUGGGCUGGAAGAUCGAUGGAGUUCGGCACGAAGCAGACGGCCUACGAUCAUUUGGAUGCGAAGAAGAGUAUGGAAGAGAGAAAUGGCACGCAAGCUGGUGAUCCUAAGAAGGGUGCUAGGUGCAUGUACGAGUUGGCUGUCAUGGAUGAGCCACCGUUGAGAUGUGUCAUCGGCACUGAUGCGUAUGCCGGCAUCAACGAAAAGUUGGACCAGUACAGGGAGAAUGUCAAGAAGUUCGAGAAGUUGAGUACUAGCACUGAUGUCGAUGGCUACAAGGCUCCUUCCUAGAGGGCUGCAGUGUUUUCUGGACACUCGAUGCUGUACAUGAUCCAACGAAAUCACUUAGAUAAUACGAAUCAAACUCUUCUCACAUGAC
Aureobasidium pullulans EXF-150 is the source of this 987-nucleotide messenger RNA. RefSeq names its product NAD(P)-binding protein. The coding region runs from base 48 to 899 and encodes 283 amino acids. Lineage: Eukaryota; Fungi; Ascomycota; Dothideomycetes; Dothideales; Saccotheciaceae. The transcript is spliced from 3 exons. Gene Ontology annotation, molecular function: oxidoreductase activity. The record is from RefSeq and is a predicted model, not a curated record.